UUACAACUUUUGCAGUUAUCCAAAUCUAGGACCACCAAAAAAAAAAACACCAACAAUGAAUAGAUUCUCUAAAAUAUUUUUUCCCCAAUUAAUUGUGCCAAAAAAUGCUGUUGUCAAGAACCAGGAACUACACUCAAAGAGUCAGAAGCUUAUGAUAGAUACAGGACUAAUUAAGCAUUGUGGAAAUGGAACUUACUAUAUCCUGCCUUUACUUCAAAGAUCUAUGGAGAAAUUGAUUCGGAUUAUUGACAAAUACAUGAGUGAGAUUGAUGGACAAAAGUUGACGAUGCCUACAUUAACAGCUGCUGAUUUGUGGAAGAAAUCUGGAAGAUUUGAAACUGCAGCUACAGAACUGAUGAUCACAAAGGAUAGACACGAAAGAACACAGAUUCUGAGUCCUACUCAUGAAGAGUCAGUGACAAAUUUGAUAGCUUCAAUCUCGCCAGUAUCAUACAAAAGUCUUCCACUUAGGUUGUAUCAAAUAACACCAAAGUUCCGCGAUGAGCUUAGACCGAAAUUCGGGCUGUUGAGAGCUAAAGAGUUUCUAAUGAAGGACAUGUACACGUUUGACAUUAAUUUAGAGAAAGCUAAGAAGACUUAUGAUGCAGUCAAUGAACAGUAUGCAAAAAUUCUUAAUCACCUUAAAGUUCCGUUCGUAAAGAUCACUGCUGAUACAGGAAAUAUGGGUGGAAAGAUUUCACAUGAAUAUCAUAUAAUAACGGAAAUAGGCGAGGACUCAAUCAUCUCAUGCCCAAAGUGCUGUCAUGCAAUAAAUCGUGAACUUGCAAAGGAUGGCAAAAUUUGCGAGAAAUGUUGCGAAAAUGAUCUCAAAAAUGAGCAAGGCAUUGAAAUUGGACAUACAUUUAUCCUAGAAGACAGAUACUCAAAAUUACUCAAGGCUUCGUUCCUUAAUAAAUCAGGAAAGCCUGAAUAUCUACAAAUGGGAUGUUAUGGAAUUGGAGUUACUCGAUUGAUUGCUGCCUCAAUAGAACUAUUCUCAAGUGAGACUGAAAUUCGAUGGUCACAAGAAUUAGCUCCAUAUAAAGUCUGCAUCCUGCCACCAAAAGAAGGAAGUAAAGAAGAAGCAAUAACAACGCAUUUAGACAUGGAAAUUUACAACAAUUUAUCACAUUUAGAUGAUAUAAUAAUUGAUGAUAGAACUCACAUGACUAUCGGAAAGCGUCUUAUGGACAUGAAAAAGUUGGGAAUUCCGUACUUGAUUGUCAUUGGAUCAAAAUCAGCUGACUCACAAAAUCCAUCAAUUGAAGUUCAUGACUUAAAGAAUAAUUAUGUCAAUGACAUGAGCAUUAAUGAUGCAAUUAAUUAUGUAGAAAAAUGUUUAAAGACAUAAGAUUGACUCUUUUAAAUAUA
Messenger RNA from Chironomus riparius, 1371 nucleotides. The record is from the annotation of a GenBank genome assembly. Lineage: Eukaryota; Metazoa; Arthropoda; Insecta; Diptera; Chironomidae.